UGACGUUUCCCGGGGCCCUGUCAGGAAGUUGCUCCCGCGGCCGCCCGGGCAGUGCACUGCGCAUGCUCCCAGCCACCAUUUUGCUGCUGUUGAACGCUGUGUGUCGGGGGUUUGUUCUCCGGGCGGGGGAGGCUGAGGAACAGGGCUUGGGAGAGAGCAAGACGGAUCAGCGCAGGGAGGAGGCGGGAGCAUCGGAGCAGCCAUCCCGGCCGGGGUCACUUACACCGAGAGGGCCUAGAGCAAGGACACCGGAGCAGCCAUGGCCAAUAUCGCAGCGCAGAGGAUCAAGCGGGAGUUCAAAGAGGUGUUAAAGAGCGAGGAGACUAGCAAAAACCAAAUCAAAGUAGACCUAGUAGAUGAAAACUUCUCCGAGCUGAGAGGUGAAAUUGCUGGUCCACCGGACACACCGUAUGAAGGUGGACGGUAUCAAUUAGAAAUUAAAAUACCAGAAACCUACCCAUUUAAUCCACCUAAGGUGCGAUUUAUUACUAAAAUCUGGCAUCCAAAUAUUAGUUCGGUUACGGGAGCCAUAUGUUUGGACAUAUUGAAAGACCAAUGGGCAGCAGCCAUGACAUUAAGAACAGUGUUGUUAUCGUUGCAAGCCCUAUUGGCUGCAGCAGAACCAGAUGACCCACAGGACGCAGUGGUGGCCAAUCAGUACAAGCAAAAUCCAGAAAUGUUUAAACAGACAGCCCGGCUGUGGGCACACGUAUACGCAGGAGCGCCUGUCACUAGUCCAGAAUACACAAGAAAAAUAGAGAACCUUUGUGCUAUGGGCUUUGAUAGAAAUGCAGUAAUAGCAGCUUUGUCAUCAAAAGCAUGGGACGUAGAAACUGCGACAGAACUACUCCUGAGUAACUGAGAGGUCGUCCCGCUUUCCCCUUCCCAAACAGCACGUCAUCUGUUAUUUUUAGGAUUCUGCAUAAAAGGAAAAAAAAAAACCACAACAAAAACCGCACUCCUGCGUGACAAUGCUAUUUAGACCAUACUGGAGACUGAUGGAAAAGAAACUGCUCUGUAAAUAAAGCUAAUUAAACAUGUAAAUUAAGCGACCACCACACACAAAGGGGAGGGGUAUAAGUAUAAUUUGUUUUUUGUUUUUUCUCUUAAUACUGUAAAAAGAAAAUAUUGAAGCUGAACCAAUGGGAUGAGAUUGAUUUGUGUUUUACCGUUUGACCCAGAGCCGCACAAGGGCCCUUAAGGUGGUUUGUUUUGUUUCUCUGCUAUGAUCUCCUUUACUGGAGGAGAUGCAUCAGCAGCCUCACUCUGAGGAGUCCUAGGACUCCAUCAACCCAUCAUUGUCUACCUUAAUGCUAGUAACAACCACCUUUCAUGUCUGUGGACGCGCAUGCAUGCACACCAAUGGAUUACAUUGAUUCAUCCGAACAAUUCAUUUGUAAUAUGUUUGGUACUUUUGCGUUCCGAUCGGCCAUUUUUAUUUUUUUCGGAGUGCUGGAGUUGUGAAGAUCAGUGAUUAGUUGAUCAUGAACCAGGCUUAGACAACUUGAAGCUGCCCCAGCUGUUACUUGAUAGUCAGAUCCCACUUGCUGGCAAGCAUGGAAUGCUGGAACUUGCGGUUCAGCAACAUCUGGAUGCUUUUCGGUACCAAAUAUUGUUAUAGGUGUUGGAUUUACUUUAAUGUUCCACAAUACCGUUUACAGAAAACUGCACACAAUUUUUAACAGAAGGAGCCAAACAAUGAGAAAGCAAAUCCAUUAAACUGUCUUGGAGCCUUAUCGGUGACUUAUUGCGGCUGCCAUAAUGUAUAUUUUCAAUGGUUUCCUAUCGUAGUUAGAUACACACUGUGCGUGCUAUGUGCUUGUGACACAGUCUGUCUGUGCUGCUGUUCCUGUAGCUUAAGCGGUUGUUACAUAUAAAAAUCCUUGAUCUCUAUAGUGCACUCAAUAACCGUACACUAACCAGUUAUGGAAUGCUUGACAAACUGUGAACAACGCUUUUGUGUGCUUUGGUCUGUGUAGACUUUGCAUUUGCUAUAGAGAUGUAUGCUUUCUCAAUUGCGCACACUUAAGCUGCAGGGACAACAACACAUGCUGUCUAUGCUAUAGGUGCCAGGUAAGUCCUCUGUGUACAAGCUCAGCAGGUCUCACACUUGUGACAGCUUGCAUAAAAAACAUUUGAACCCACAGUCUACAACUUCCCACCUACUAUCCGCAGUAAGCUGGAGAAAGUUAUCUGUCCAAUUCUUGUAGGAAGUGACACUUGCCAUUCUGUGCAGAAUUCUGCACCAGGUGCUUGCAUAAGACUGCAGGGUUAAUCUACCCCUCCCAUUGGCAACCUACAUUACCAUUUUUUUUUUUUUUUUUCAGUUUAACCCUAUAUCAUGCAGACUGAUUACGGAUUAUUUAAAGGUUCAGGCUUCACUUGCACUUUAGUAGUGAAUUCCUGUAAUUUCUUAGCACUUUUAAUGAGAGGCUUAAAUUUGUUUAAAUCCAUGAUUUCUCAUCUGUAAUAAACAGUUGUUUGAAAUUCAUUAAGUCUGCUUGGGGGUCUUGGUUUUUGUUUUGUUGUGAAUAUAAUUCAAGAAUUGCUCCAAAGCAUUUCAAAGAUCAUUUGCUUACUCAUCUCUUGGCCUUUCUAAAAUGUGUCACCAAGUGCUCCCAAAAAUAAAUACUAAAAAACCGAAAACAUUGUACCCGAUGUAUAUUUUUCUUUCCUUCAUAUUUUGUAGGUCUGUGCCAUUUGCAGUAGCUCAAAUGUCUGUUUUAAAGGAAGCAUUAAACUAUGAUAAUAUUGGAGUUAUUUGCAUAACUGUGGGACAUUCCACGCCAUCUGACAGGUUUGGUUAUGUUUGGAAUAGUGCAACAAAUAAAGUGGAAAAAACAAAAACCUUCUAAA
Messenger RNA from Pseudophryne corroboree (corroboree frog), 2856 nucleotides. RefSeq names its product ubiquitin conjugating enzyme E2 K (gene UBE2K). NCBI's taxonomy places the organism in Eukaryota, Metazoa, Chordata, Amphibia, Anura, Myobatrachidae. The record is from RefSeq and is a predicted model, not a curated record. Gene Ontology annotation, molecular function: protein binding. The coding region runs from base 260 to 862 and encodes 200 amino acids. The transcript is spliced from 7 exons.